CAUGGUUAAGUUAAAUUCUAACCAUGGUUAAUAAAGCAGUUUAUAAGGGCUCCUCCUCUACCAGUUCAGGGUGAAGACCAUGAGGUCCAUGACUGUGGCUAUAAGGUGAAAAAUCUUCUGGUGAUGAUGAUGAUCGGUGAUACCACGAAAUCGAAUCCCACCAUCCAAAUUCCGGCGUGGGAUUACCAUUUUCUUGAUGAUCCAAUGGCCCACAUUCAUUCCACCGGCCCUGAUGUUUCUUAUUAUGAGAGCGCUUUAUCGGCGCUGCAGAGGUUUUUACCAGGGAGAAAGGACGACGACGUUUUGCAAGGAGAAAAUGGUGGGUCUGAUGAUUUUGAUAUUCCGGUUGAUGCAUUUUCGUGUGAUGAUUUCAGGAUGUUUGAUUUCAAGGUGAAGAAAUGCACACGAGCCAGGUCACAUGACUGGACAGAGUGCCCAUUUGCACAUCCCGGUGAGAAGGCCCGCCGGAGGGAUCCCCGGAAGUACCAUUAUUCCGGCACUGCGUGCCCGGAUUUCAGGAAGGGUGUGUGUGGAAAGGGGGACUCUUGUGAGUAUGCGCAUGGUGUAUUUGAGUGCUGGCUUCACCCGGCUCGCUACCGUACGCAGCCAUGCAAGGAUGGGACCAACUGCCGCCGGCGGGUUUGUUUCUUUGCUCAUACCCCGGGACAGCUUCGGUUGCUUACUCCUGAAGGGUCUCCGCGUCAUCUCGGAUGUGAUUCGUCGGUUCGACUUGGACAGGACCCUUUUAUGAAUGCGGGUGUUUAUGGUCUGUACUCACCUCCGUCUUCUCCGACGACUGGGUCACCUCCGGUGUCGCCGAGUCGAAACUCGGUUUUUGGGCUGGUUGAGUCGAUGCGAGGACUGCAGAUUAACAAGGCUAGGAUGGGCAUGAGCCCAAGUCUGAGCAUGAGCCCACCUUCAUGGGGUCUCAAAAUGGGUUCCGUGUUCGGAUCUCCUCGUAGCCCAUCAACUCUCCGACCCUUAUUCACGAGCCUCCCUACAACUCCGAUCCGGGCCCCAACUCGUUCCGGACUCACCGCAUUCGACAUUUGGGAAACAUGUUCCGAAGAGGAGCCAGUGAUGGAGAGAGUCGAAUCCGGAAGAAAGCUGCGUGAGAAAAUCUAUGAAAAACUGAGCAAGGAAAACUCGCUGGACCGAGUGGAGUCGGGCAUCCCGGGUUCCUACUUCGGUUGGGUUUCUGAACUAUUGCAGUGAAUCGGGUUGGUGGAUGAUGUUUUGCCUUGGGUGAAUGCAUUACAUUUCGUUGCUGAAUGCUUAGAUUCCAUUGAAGUUGACUGACUGUUCUGUGAAUAUUAUGUUAAUUAAAUGAGAUGGAAGGGAAGGGAGAUUAAAGUGAUCAAUCUCUAUUUUGUUGUGCUUAUUUUGGGGACAAAAAUGUAAAUAUGAAAUCUAGGAAGGGUGCUUCUGGAUUCUGAUUUGCAAAAUCUCAAGUAAAUAUUUUCAUGUUCAAUUUGUAAUUUUAAGGUUGUUUUUCUAAUAAUCCAUAUCAUCUUAUAUCA
Molecule: messenger RNA, 1520 nt
Organism: Olea europaea var. sylvestris
Lineage: Eukaryota; Viridiplantae; Streptophyta; Magnoliopsida; Lamiales; Oleaceae
Product: zinc finger CCCH domain-containing protein 20-like
Exons: 1
Coding region: 124-1215 (363 amino acids)
Molecular function (GO): metal ion binding
Source: RefSeq, a predicted model, not a curated record